UUUGUACGAAUAUUUUAGUUACGAGCAUCAGUGGAUCCUUGAACGCCCAGAUUGUGAUGGGUCAUACCGUCGAAAAUUAGUGUCGAAUCAAAUUGUUUAUAUUGUUGUUAUGUUAACCAGUGUUAUAGUGGUCUGAAUAUUAAUUAAAUAACAAGUCAUAUUUAAAGAAAACAAUGAUGUUUCAAUUAGUAUUAGUCCUGGCGGCUUUGGCUGCAUUAUUCUAUUAUUUUGCUAUAAAACCCUUGAGUUACUGGAAAGAAAGAGGAAUAAAACAGACGAAACCUGUAUGGUUACUUGGCGAUAGUUGGGGUACCUUCCUGAAGAUGCAUAGUUUAGUGGACUUUGUACAAAAUGUCUAUGACCAAGUUCCGGGUGUAAGAUAUUUUGGACUGUACGAGAUGGUGACGCCCACACUUGCCAUACGAGACCCAGAUCUAAUCAAGCAGAUUGCCGUUAAAGACUUUGAACAUUUCACGGAUCAUAGAAUAAUGUUCCCUAAAAACUCCGAUCCCUUAAUGGGAAAGAAUCUAUUUGCAUUAAAAGGUCAAGUAUGGCGUGAUACGAGACCGAUCCUCAGUCCAACCUUCACCAGCAGCAAAAUGCGAGCCAUGUUCGUCCUGAUGUCUGAAUGUGGUGAGAACUUCAUAAAAUAUUUCCUGGACAAUGACAAAGAUACUAUCGAAACGGAAAUGAAGGAUACUUUUAGACGAUUCACGAACGAUGUUAUUGCUACGACUGCUUUUGGCGUUAAAACAGAUUCUUUAAAGCACAGAGAUAAUGAUUUUUUUGUUAUGGGAAUGAAAGCAGUAGAUUUUGGGUUCUGGAAAAGUCUCAAGUUUUUUGGAUAUAUACUCAUGCCGAAGGUUUUAGGGUUCUUCAAAGUUACAAUUUUUGGCAAAGAAUUAAAUGAAUUUUUUAUGGACCUGAUUAAUAAGACAGUCAGAAUUCGAGAAGAGAAAGGGAUUGUUCGUCCUGAUAUGAUCCACUUACUAAUGGAGGCCAGAAAAGGAAUUCAGCAGAAAGAAGAGAAGGUUAUAGAUACUGGAUUUGCUGUAGUAGAAGAAGCAGAUUUAGGAUAUGGUAAAGGUGCCAAAGAAAUCACCAAUGAAGAUAUAGCUGCUCACGCUCUGAUUUUCUUCUUUGCUGGCUUCGAUGGCGUAUCGUCGUUGAUGUGUUUUACAAUCUAUGAAUUAGCAGUGAACCCUGAUAUCCAAAAUAGAUUGAGAGAAGAAGUCGAAGAAACUUUUAGAGAAUGCAACGGAAAGAUAACCUACGAAGGUCUGUUGAAAAUGAAGUACUUGGACAUGGUUGUCUCAGAAACUUUACGAAAAUGGCCAAUCGCUGUAAUGGCUGACAGACUAUGUACCAGACCUUACACCAUCCCUCCUGCAACACCAGACGAAAAGCCCCUUUAUAUUGAAAAGAACACAGUUAUUCUUUUUCCCAUAUGGCCGAUACAUAGGGAUCCGGCAUUCUACGAAAACCCUGACAGAUUUGACCCAGAAAGAUUCAACGACGAAAACAAGUCAAAAAUAAACCCGUACACAUACCUUCCCUUUGGCAUUGGUCCUAGGAACUGUAUAGGAUCUCGAUUUGCUCUUUUAGAAACGAAAGUGGUGCUAUUUUAUCUUUUGGUCAAUUUUAUAAUUGAACCUUCGGCAAAACUUAACGUACCAUUAAAAAUAUCCAAGAAACAAUUCAAUGUUACAGCAGAAGGCGGAUUUUGGUUUAACUUGAAGAAAAUAAAAAAAUAAAAUAUGCCAAGAGGUACAUACCUAUUACAAAACUAAACAUUGUAGAAUAUGCUAUUGUAUUUGCUUUUCAAUAUUGCUGUGUAGGUAGAAUACUUGCUUUAAGAUUCUAGAAAAUAAAAUCUAUAGUUGCGAGAACCUAAAA
Messenger RNA from Diabrotica virgifera virgifera (western corn rootworm), 1896 nucleotides. RefSeq names its product cytochrome P450 9e2-like. Gene Ontology annotation, molecular function: iron ion binding; oxidoreductase activity, acting on paired donors, with incorporation or reduction of molecular oxygen; monooxygenase activity. The coding region runs from base 174 to 1754 and encodes 526 amino acids. The transcript has 7 exons. Lineage: Eukaryota; Metazoa; Arthropoda; Insecta; Coleoptera; Chrysomelidae. The record is from RefSeq and is a predicted model, not a curated record.